GCGCCCUGGGGAUCGACUGCUUCAAGUGCGUGUCCGUGAACGGCGACAACCCGGGAUGCGAGGACCCCUUCCACAACAACUUCACCGUCGGGAUGCUCGAGAGCCCCUGCAUGGCCGGGCGCAAGGGCAGGGAGGGACUGUUCCCCGCCACGGCCUGCAUCAAGCUGGCCGGGAUCUAUGAUGAUACAGGCCAGAGUAUCAUGGUGCGCGCGUGUGCUCUGGACAGCGGAACACUUACAACUGACACGGAGAUCAUCCGCAUGUCCCACUGUGGCGGGUUCUACUUUGAGGAUAAGUACGUGAAGGGCUGCCUCCAGAGCUGCGACGACUCCGAAGGAUGCAACGGCGCCCCUUCCUCCUCCAACGGGGCGUCCUUGGUCACAGUGCUCGCGUCCUUGGCUCUCCUUCAGGUACUGAGGAUCUCGUAGCCCCUCGUUGGCGUCCUUGCUCCUCCUCCCGGUCCUUCGUCGACGUCUGGGACUGCCGCGUCUGAUCUACAAGGCGCCUGGAGGAUUUCCCCCCCCCCUUCUGCAGGAAGAGAGAAGAGAAAGUGAGAGACAGAGAUAGAAAGCAAGAGCGAGCAUCUGCUUCGUCUCUGUCUCCGUUUCGGAACCGCGAGUCUGAAAAAGAAUCUUCAUCCAUACCUAUUUUUUUCCUCCCUCUUCGCCCUCCUCUUGUUAUGGCUCUCGGGAGUCACGGUGGAUAUCGUGUUUCCAAAAUCCACCACAGAAAAAAAAAAAAAAACAGAGAAGAGAAGGGAGACUUUGUGUGGGACUCUCUGCUCCCACGUGGACCGGUGUUUCUCCUAGCAUAGAUUUAUAGGCAGCAGAAACGGAUAAAAAAAAUUGUUAUACAAAUUUCUCCUUUCAAUCCUUGUCCUCAGAGGCAAGAAGUGCUAUAGCCGAUGCCAGUCUGGUAGUUAUGGCUGGCGUCUGAAGUAGGUGAUGAAUCUGAAGCCAAUUCGAAAGAGAAUGAACCACAUAUAACCUGCUUAGGUUACCAUAAUAAUCACUUUGGUGUUUAAUUUUAGCAUUAAUAUAUUAUAAGAGGCAACACAACUUUCUCUAAAGAAAGUAUAGAUCGUUAAGAUUAUUUGUCCUUGAACUGUAUAUACCUAUAUAUAAAAGAAAAAAAAAGAAAAAAAAAACUUUUAAUGGUUUCUCUCACUGAAUGCAUAUGUCAUGAAUUUCAGACGCUGUAUGCUUUUUCACUCAAUCUUGGAGCUUUAUUGCUUUAACUUGCUUUACUGUCAUGUUCAAAAACAUUACCCAACUCAUGUAUUAACUCGUCCAGUCGUUUGAACAUGUGUUGAACAUUUUUCACACUUCUGGACACAUCAACCUUUAGUGAAGAAACGUUCACUCUAUAUCAGCUAUGCUACUGAGCAUAACUAAUAUAGCUCCGGGAAAGAUGAUCAUUAUAGCACCUUAACCAUUAUGAAGAUAAAGUAUCAAAUCUUUUGCACUUUCCAAUUCCAAGAAAAAAAAAGUAAAUAUAUAUAGUCGAACUUACGAAUCACACUCUAGCCAUGUCGCGUACGUCAACUCUGCUUCACUAGCUUUAUAUCACUGAACAAACAUACUCCCAGGUGAAUUGUAGAUCAAGUAGUAAUCAGUGUAUUAAACAGAGGCCACAGGCGAUCAUAACAACCGCAGACAACAAGCACUCAACACCAACAGCCACUCACAGCAAGCACUUAGCACUCGGCGCGACCGCUAGAGUGUCACUGGCUAGGCUUCGACGCUUCAUAGAAUUUUCCGUUUGUUGUCUGUUUGUUUACUGGGGAUACUAAACAACAGAGAACUAUAACGGGAAGGAUGAAGGUAAAAACUGAUUCAUUAUUCGUCUUUAUUCUACGUUUUAUUUGAUUUUGUUUACAGGUAGAGAUAAGAGAAGACAGAUACACGAAAAAAAGGGAAUCGAGCGUGUUUAUUGCUAUUUUUUUCUCCGUGAACAAGCUAGUUUAGACCGUUUUAAGGGAUCACUUUUCAGUCCAUGGGUCACUUUAACGGGCGUCAGUCGAGGUCAGUGUCAGCUUUCUGACCUCGGACCGGCGUCAAUUGGUGAGCUACGAAAGGAAAAAAAAAAAAAAAAGUAAAGAAAAAAAAAAUAGAUACUGUAUUUCGAACUUGCUAUAGUAGCCUUGAUGCAUACUGAGACAGACCAUACAUGUAGACAGAUAUCGAUAUAUGCGUGAAUAUAUAUCUCUAUAUAAAAUGAGUACAUAUAUCAAUAUUUAUCAUAUCACGAGAAUUAACUUAGAACACGAUAACAGACUUUUAAUAACCACAUGAUAGACACUAGUUUCUAAAGUAGACCGUGGACUGACGCUGUACCACUAAUUGUAUUUAUAUCAUAUUAAAAAAAUAUAUCUUUUAGCGGAUACAGUCGUCGUACCUCGAUAGCGUUUACUUGGCAGCAAAUACAAGUAUCUUAGAGUAGCAGAAUCUAACAUAGAGAUUAUAGCUAAAACACCCCUUGCUUUCUUUGGUGCCGCUUUAGCAAUAGAUGUGCCGUGAUGUCACACACAUAGGCUUCUUUAUUGAAAGGCAUUCAGUCUAGGAGAGAAAAUAACAAUAACAACAACAAACCCGACAAAAAAAUGAGAAGUGAUGGCAAGCUUAUAAUACCGUAGUGUCCUGUAUACUUACCAUGCAUAUACACCCACAUAGCGUAUAUAAAUGACAGUUCCAUAGCAACCAAAAUUGGUUUUAUAUGGUGUCUGAACUUCAUAUAUUUGUACUUUGAAAAUACAGAGGAUAUUAUUCAA
Molecule: messenger RNA, 2770 nt
Organism: Penaeus vannamei (Pacific white shrimp)
Lineage: Eukaryota; Metazoa; Arthropoda; Malacostraca; Decapoda; Penaeidae
Source: RefSeq, a predicted model, not a curated record